This is a messenger RNA of Notechis scutatus (mainland tiger snake), 1335 nucleotides long. The record is from RefSeq and is a predicted model, not a curated record. Lineage: Eukaryota; Metazoa; Chordata; Lepidosauria; Squamata; Elapidae.
ACAACCAUGACCCUGGAUGACAACACAAAAUGGCUCCUGUGGGUAGCCAAGCAGUUUGAGAAUAUCGCUGGUGACAAUAAAGAAAUCAGCCUGGAACAAUUCAAAACGGCACUUAAAGUGAAGGAGUCUUUUUUUGCUGAGCGGUUCUUUGCUUUGUUUGAUUCCGAUGCAAGUGGAACCAUCAGCCUGGAUGAGCUCCUGAAAACCUUAAAACUGCUGGUCCAUGGGAAUGAAACCGACAAGCUCCAAUUCCUCUUCCAGGUCUACGAUGUGGAUGGCGGUGGCUCCAUUGAACCCGAUGAAUUCCGCAUGGUCUUAAAAGCCUGCCUGAAAGAGAGCUCAAUCUCUCUGCCUGAAGAGAAGCUGGAUGACCUGACAGGGGCUCUUUUUGAGUCAGCAGAUUCCGAUAAAAGUGGAUCCGUAACCUUUGAGGAGCUGAGAAGGGAACUGCAGGGUUUUCCAGAAAUCAUGGAGAACUUAACAAUAAGCGCUGCAAGUUGGUUAAAGCCGCCCACAGCUCCCCGGAAGAGCCAAACCCCCCAUAUCUUGAGUCCUGUGUAUUGGCACAACAACAAGAACAAGCUCCUUCUGCUGGGUGGCUAUGCCUGUGUGAACAUCAUCCUCUUCAUCUUGGCUGCCCUAAAGCAGGCUGGCUCGGGCAUUUGGAUCGUGGUGGCCAGAGGCUGUGGGCAGUGCCUGAAUUUCAACUGCGCAUUCAUACCGGUCCUCAUGUUACGCCGAUCUCUGACUUGGCUAAGGACCACCUGGGUAGCCAAAGUUUUGCCCCUGGACCUGAACCUCGUCCUGCAUCAGCUGAUGGGCUACAUGGUGGGGGCUCUAACUCUCCUUCACACGGGAGCUCACAUCAUCAAUUUUGCGAGGCUGUCUCAGGCCCAAGGAGGGUAUCAUCUCUGGGAAUACCUUUUCACCACCCGGCCUGGCAUUGGAUGGAUUCGUGGAACUGCCUCUCUUACGGGUCUCCUCCUGCAGCUCCUCAUCUCCCUGAUGCUCGUGUGUUCCACCACCCUGGUCCGCAGGAGUGGCCAUUUUGAGGUCUUCUACUGGACUCACCUUUUCUACGUCCCCAUCUGGGCUUUGCUGAUUGUUCACGGUGCUAAUUUCUGGAAGUGGUUUGUGAUCCCUGGAUCUCUCUUCCUUGGAGAGAAGGCCUUUGCAGCUGCUUUGUCACGUGUCGGUGGCUUGUACAUUGUGGAGGUCAACCUUCUUCCCUCCAAGGUGACUCAUUUGGUGAUUCAAAGGUCCCCCUUUUUCCACUACAAACCUGGUGACUACGUGUACCUGAAUGUUCCGCCAGUGUGUGAACAGAGCAGCUAA